Molecule: messenger RNA, 1667 nt
Organism: Aethalodelphis obliquidens (Pacific white-sided dolphin)
Lineage: Eukaryota; Metazoa; Chordata; Mammalia; Artiodactyla; Delphinidae
Gene: GJB7
Product: gap junction protein beta 7
Exons: 1
Coding region: 1-807 (268 amino acids)
Biological process (GO): cell-cell signaling
Cellular component (GO): connexin complex
Molecular function (GO): gap junction channel activity
Source: RefSeq, a predicted model, not a curated record
AUGAGUUGGACGUUCCUCAGAGACCUCCUGAGUGGAGUAAAUAAAUACUCCACUGGGAUCGGGCGGAUCUGGCUGGCGGUCACGUUCAUCUUCCGUUUGCUGGUCUACAUGGUGGCGGCAGAGCAUGUAUGGAAAGAUGAGCAGAAAGAGUUUGAGUGCAACGUUAGACAGCCUGGUUGUGAAAAUGUGUGUUUUGACUACUUCUUCCCCAUCUCCCAGGUCAGACUUUGGGCCUUACAACUGAUCGUGGUCUCCACGCCUUCACUUCUGGUGGUUCUACAUGUAGCCUAUCGUGAGGGUAGAGAGAAAAGGCACAGGAAGAAACUCUAUGUCAGCCCAGGCACCAUGGAUGGGGGCCUGUGGUACACUUACCCGAUCAGCCUCAUUGUUAAAACUGGUUUUGAAAUUGGCUUCCUGGUUUUAUUUUACAAGCUCUAUGGUGGCUUUAGUGUUCCCUAUUUUAUGAAGUGUGAUUUGAAGCCUUGUCCCAACACUGUGGACUGCUUCGUCUCCAAACCCACGGAGAAAACGAUCUUCAUCCUCUUCUUGGUCAUUACCUCAUGCCUGUGCGUUGUGUUGAAUUUCACUGAACUGAGUUUUUUGGUCCUCAAGUGUUUUGUUAAGUGCUGUCUCCAAAAAUACUCUAAAAAACUCAAGUCCUCAGUGUGUGAGUGCCACAACCUCAGAUAUGUUAAAUAUGGUGAGAUGGGGGCCCCUCCCUUGCUCCAGAAGCACCAUUUAGACUCAGCCAUGAGCACAGCCCAGGGAGGGGAAACAAAGGUACUCUGUGGCACACAAGAGGCUUAAAGCAAACCCGCAUCCCUCUGAAGUAGACAUAGGCUUCCUUGGAAAACGAAGGGUGUCAGCCUUAAUGUCACUUGGGAGGAAUUUUUUAAUUUUUCAAUAUGUGCUAGACAGAGGUCUCAUUGUUUGGUGGUAGCGUUCAUCCACAUGAACCCUACAUGAGUUGUGUUUGAAUGGUUAAUUGCAACUUAGUCUGAAGAAAGCCAACUAACAGCAUUCUUCUAAGUGCUUAGAUCUACCAACUGGAAAAUAUAAAAAGUGACACUUCUUUCGAAUGUGAUGGCCUCCAAACAACAAUUGAGGCACUGGCAAUCGUUCCAAGUGGCAGCCAACGCUCCACUCACUCAGCCCUACUCAAACUUUGUAGAGUAAGCCUGUGAUGAGGGUGGGGUAGCAGCUAACCAGGGGCACACAGAAGCACAUUCAGUGAGGGGGUUCAGCCUGGGGAAAACUCCACAGAGCCCAGGACGCUUUGCAGUUUAGGUGUCCCUGGAUAUAAGUGGACUAGGGGAAAGGGAAGAAAGCCAUCAUUUACUGGCCUCCAGCUUAAAUACAAAUGUUACUGGGAGAUAAUUCCACUUAAGCCUGAACUAGCAGACAUUUGCAAGGGUCAUUCUAGAGUCAUGAGGGAAGGCAGGUCCCACAGAGAGAAGCACAUUGGUAGGGAGCAAGGGGAAGACCCAGAUAAAGAAUAUGCCUACCUGAUAGUUACUGAACACUUAUCUUUAACCACAGAACAAUGAAAUACUUUGUAAAUUUCCAUAUGUUGGACCUUUAUACAAUCAGGAAUUUACAAUGUACUAUACAAUAUGUCAUAGUUUGCCUACGAUUUGCUAGUACAUCUCCUUCUAGAUAGUAAAAUG